Messenger RNA from Calypte anna (Anna's hummingbird), 2419 nucleotides. RefSeq names its product methyltransferase like 16 (gene METTL16). Gene Ontology annotation, cellular component: nucleus. Lineage: Eukaryota; Metazoa; Chordata; Aves; Apodiformes; Trochilidae. Gene Ontology annotation, molecular function: 23S rRNA (adenine(1618)-N(6))-methyltransferase activity. Gene Ontology annotation, biological process: rRNA base methylation. The record is from RefSeq and is a predicted model, not a curated record. Bases 180 to 1859 code for a protein of 559 amino acids. The transcript has 9 exons.
ACGCCCCAAGGGGGCCGCGGUGCGCGCCGGGAGCCGGGCGGGCGCUGGGGACUCCGGUGGGGUCUUCUCGGUCGCUCCGUUCCGGUGUUCGCGGCCGUUAACCCGCCCCGCCCUGCCGGCGGUACCGUGUGUCCGUCUGCUCCCUCCUUCCCCCCGCUCUUCUCCUUUCCCCCGCCGCCAUGGCCCUCAACAAGUCCAUGCACUCACGCAACCGCUACAAGGACAAACCGCCCGACUUCGCCCACCUGGCCGCCAAGUACCCCGAGUUCCGGCAGCACGUACAGACCACCCUCACCGGCAGGGUGAGCCUGAAUUUCAAGGACCCGGAGGCGGUGAGAGCUCUGACGUGCACCCUCCUGAAGGAGGAUUUUGGACUUACGAUUGACAUCCCGGUGGAAAGGCUUAUUCCCACCGUUCCCUUGAGGCUGAACUACAUCCACUGGGUGGAGGAUCUCAUCGGUCACCAGGAUGCUGACAAGCAAGUGCUCCGGCGAGGCAUUGACAUAGGGACUGGGGCAUCUUGCAUAUACCCAUUACUUGGGGCAACUUUGAAUGGCUGGUAUUUUCUUGCAACAGAAGUGGAUGAUAUGUGCUUCAAUUAUGCCAAGAAAAAUGUGGAACAGAAUAACUUGUCUGACCUUAUAAAAGUGGUUAAGGUACCACAGAAGACUCUUCUGAUGGAUGCACUGAAAGAAGAAUCUGAGAUAGUAUAUGACUUCUGCAUGUGUAACCCUCCCUUUUUUGCCAACCAACUGGAAGCAAAGGGAGUAAAUUCUCGAAAUCCACGGCGUCCCCCUCCCAGUUCUGUAAAUACAGGAGGGAUCACAGAAAUCAUGGCUGAGGGGGGAGAACUAGAAUUUGUCAAAAGAAUAAUUCAUGAUAGUCUACAACUUAAAAAGAGGUUACGGUGGUACAGUUGCAUGUUGGGGAAGAAAUGCAGUUUAGCACCUUUGAAAGAAGAACUACGAAUUCAGGGGGUUCCUAAAGUUACUCAUACUGAAUUCUGUCAAGGACGCACCAUGAGAUGGGCACUGGCAUGGAGUUUUUAUGAUGAUGUACAAGUACCUUCACCUCCCUCUAAAAGAAGAAAAUUAGAAAAACCCCGAAAACCAAUGACGUUUAUAGUCUUGGGUUCUACGGUUAAAGAGUUAUCCAUCAAAGCUGCAGCUAUGGGCUGGGAUGCUGUAGAAGCUAUUGAUGUGGUUAGAGCCUGGGUAGAGAAGAUUCUCACUGAUCUGAAGGUUCAACAUAAACGUGUUCCCUGUGGAAAAGAUGAAGUCAGUCUCUUUGUGACUGCCAUUGAAAAUUCCUGGAUUCAUUUGCGGAGAAAGAAGCGUGAGAAAAUAAGGCAACUACGAGAACUUCCACGAGCUUCUGAAGAUGUUCUGCAGGCAAUAGAAGAGGAAAAAAACAGCCAGAAGAGCGUGAGCAACAAUUCUGACCGUGAAAAUCCCAAGACUGAAGACUCUGAAAUGGGCUUUACGGCACCUGAUGAGGAUGUCCACUUGACCACAGGUGACGAGCUAAUGGAAGAAUCUUCUGUCAAAGAAGAGCACAGGGAGCACUUGAAGGAGGAGGAGACAGAAACACAGUCGGGAGAAACAUCGCUUGGCAAAGGUUCCAGUAAUGCAGAGGAGGAACCUUACCCUUCAGAGGAAGCUAGCAAUUUGACAGCUGGAAAAGAACAAAGUCCAAAAGAAACUAGUAGAUGUUUUCUAUUGAAGUGCUUAAUGAAUGUGAAGAAAGAAGGAAGUGAUAUAUUAGUAGAAAUGCACUGGGUUGAGGGACAGAACAGAGACUUGAUGAACCAGCUCUGCACAUACUUACGAAACCAAAUUCUUCGACUAGUUGCUAGUUAGUCCUUUUUUCUACUUUGGUAAAGCAAGUCAAUCCUCAGAUUUUGUAAACUAUUUUUAAUGGAAUAAAAUUUUCAGUUAGCAAACCGUGUUUUUUCCUCUUAAAAAAAUAGUAAAGUGGACAUUGAAGUCCCCUUGGAUAUUGUAAAUAGCUUUUUCAAAGCUGCAAGGAGUACACAAAAUGUACUUCAUUGCACAUUAAGCAGUGGGGAAGUAAUAGAUUCUGUGCUGCAGUUCUCUAACUACAUUAAAGUGAAACAUAAUGACUUUCAAAUAUCAACAGUGCUUAUUCUCAUCUUUUUUUUUUUUUUUCUUUCUGGUGCAAUAGGAUUGUAUAUUGUUACCAAGUAGAAAUCUGUAGUGAAAUAUUUUCUUAAAUAUUUUUGUCAAUAUUAAUACAGAAAAUAGUUAUGUGGGAAUUGUUUUCUGCAACUGGGAGUGUUCAACUAAAGCUUUAAGUAUGCCUCUCCUCCCUUUAAUGCAUUUAACCUUUGGUCUACAGAGUAGCAAGAUGGUUAUAUUCUCUAUGUGUCAAUUAAUUAAAUAUUUGCUUCAGAAACAAA